AUGUCGCCGUCAACAGCCGCACCCGCACGAACGGGCAAGCAAAAGAAAAAGUUCGCAGAAGACUCGGGGAUUGCCCACCUGCUUUCCCUCUCACAGUCCAUCACCGACGCCAAGUCGCAACUCCACCAAACCCGGAUCGACACGACCAAAUCCAAGAUCCAAGCGCAAAAGCUCAAGAAGCAGCAAGAUGCGCAACGCAAAAAGGAAAGGAGUACCACCGAAGCAUCCAAUCAGCUCAAAGCCAAAAGCAAAGCAGAGAUCAAAGCCGGCUUGAAGGCGCAACAGCGGGAAAAGGCCAAGCUGCGAAAGGAGAAGAGGAAAGCUGAGAGUAAGAUCAAGGAGGAGGGAAAAGCCAAGGACGACAAGAAGCCCAGAAAGAGCGUCUCGUUUGCGCUUGCAUGA
Molecule: messenger RNA, 402 nt
Organism: Sporisorium graminicola
Lineage: Eukaryota; Fungi; Basidiomycota; Ustilaginomycetes; Ustilaginales; Ustilaginaceae
Exons: 1
Coding region: 1-402 (133 amino acids)
Source: RefSeq, a predicted model, not a curated record